Python bivittatus (Burmese python) is the source of this 902-nucleotide messenger RNA. Lineage: Eukaryota; Metazoa; Chordata; Lepidosauria; Squamata; Pythonidae. The record is from RefSeq and is a predicted model, not a curated record.
ACCUAGAUGAAUGCUUUCAGUGCCCAGAUGAUCAUUACCCAAAUGAAGACCAUGAUUCAUGCAUUCCCAAACAUAUCAGUUACCUCUCNUAUGAAGAAAAUUGGGGGCCCAGCUUGGCCACAGUGGCUCUUGUGCUUUCCUUCACCACAAUUUCUGUGCUAGGAAUCUUCCUGAAGUACCAUGACACUCCCAUCGUCAAGGCCAACAACCGCAGCCUCUCCUACAUCCUCCUCAACUCCCUCCUUCUCUCCUUCCUUUGUUCAUUGCUUUUCAUUGGUCGGCCCGUGAAGGUGACAUGUCUCCUUCGACAAACUGCUUUUGGCAUCAUCUUCUCAGUGGCUGUUUCUUGUAUGUUGGCCAAAACUAUCACAGUGGUUCUUGCAUUCAUGGUUACCAAGCCAGGAUCAAAAAUGAGAAAAUGGGUUGGAAAACAACUAGCCAUUUCUGUUGUUUUCUCCUGUUCCCUUGUACAAACUAUUCUUUGUGUAGUCUGGCUUUCCACCUCUCCCCCCUUCCCAAACACUGGCAUGAACUCUUUUAGCAGUGAAAUCAUUUUGGAAUGUAAUGAAGGAUCUGUUGCGAUGCUUUAUUGCAUCUUGAGCUUCAUGGGCUUUUUGGCUAUUGUCAGUUUUGUUGUGGCUUUCCUAGCCAGAAAGUUACCAGACACUUUCCAGGAAACCAAAUCCAUCACCUUCAGCAUGCUGAUCUUUUGCAGUGUCUGGUUGUCCUUCAUACCUGCCUACCUGAGCAGCAAAGGAAAAUACACAGUAGCUGUGGAGAUCUUUGCCAUCUUGGCUUCCAGUGGGGGACUACUGGUUUGUGUCUUUUUCCCCAAAUGCUACAUCAUUCUGUUGAGGCCUGACUUUAAUAGAAAAGAGCAUCUGACAAAAAGAAUCAAUUAA